AUGGGGGAAAAAGCAACUCCGGAGUCGCUGAUUCCGCGAUUCCAAAUCGAGAGGUUAUUGAAUCAAGAUCAAAAUGGCCGCCGGAUCGCCAUGCUGGGCCAUAUCGACGGACAGCAAGGCAUCCUGAUCGCGGAGCGAGCAGCCUUCGCAACUGAAUCUCUCGAAGUGCUGCGCGCCUUCCACGCGGCCAUCACGCGGGUCAGGAAUCUCGGCGACAACGACAUCUACCGGUGGUACAUGGCCUGCUCUUCUUCGGGGUCAGGCUCAGACUCAGGCUCAGGCGACGACAACCCGCCAGAUCUCAAGCUGAACCUGAUCUGGCCGUGCACGGAACAGCACAUCAGGAAAUACUCGGCGCAGCAGGUCCGCAUGGUGACCGAGACGCCGCAGAUCUACAGAGACUAUGUCAGGCCGUACAUGCGGCAGAAACGUGAGGAAGGGCGGCUGAACUGGGUGUUCAACAUCCUCGAGGGGAGGACGGAGCAGGAGGACGUCAUCCUGCGCGACAACCAGCACGGGCCCGAGGACGGCUUCCUGAUGCUGCCGGACCUCAACUGGGACCGCAAGACGAUCGGAUCGCUGCAUCUGCUGGCCCUCGUCGAGCGCCGCGAUAUCUGGAGCCUGCGCGAUCUGAAGAAAAAGCACAUCCCGUGGCUGCGCUACCUACAAAAGAGGCUACUGGAAGCUACGGUGAAGAUGUACCCUGAGCUCGAGGAGGAUCAUCUGAAGCUCUACGUUCACUAUCAACCAACCUACUACCACUUCCAUGUCCACGUGGUCAACGUCAUGCUGGAAGCCGGCACUACUCAGGCGACUGGAAAAGCCUUUGGCUUGGAGAACAUCAUCUCGCAGCUGGAGACGAUCGCGGGAGACGAAGACGCGGGCAUGGCGGAUGUUAGUCUGUCUUACUUUAUCGGCGAAGCCAGCGAGAUAUGGACGCAUAUCUUUGAGCCGCUGAAAAGAGGCGAAAAGCCGAAGAUUGAAUGA
Molecule: messenger RNA, 987 nt
Organism: Rasamsonia emersonii CBS 393.64
Lineage: Eukaryota; Fungi; Ascomycota; Eurotiomycetes; Eurotiales; Trichocomaceae
Product: MRNA decapping hydrolase
Exons: 3
Coding region: 1-987 (328 amino acids)
Biological process (GO): deadenylation-dependent decapping of nuclear-transcribed mRNA
Cellular component (GO): P-body; nucleus
Molecular function (GO): RNA 7-methylguanosine cap binding; hydrolase activity
Source: RefSeq, a predicted model, not a curated record